Molecule: messenger RNA, 6426 nt
Organism: Mesorhabditis belari
Lineage: Eukaryota; Metazoa; Nematoda; Chromadorea; Rhabditida; Rhabditidae
Source: the annotation of a GenBank genome assembly
AUGGACAAUUUUGAUGGGGGCAAGCCGCGAAAUAAAUUUGAUGACGAUGACCUGACAGCACAAGCCGUCGAAAAUGAUGUCAACUAUGGAGAACGAUUGGAGAGAAUCAAAGCAAACGAGGUUAUCGAUCAGCGAUUGGGCAUCGAGAGAUACACGGAAGCCACUGAGAAACUCGGAUUCAUGAUCAAUAUUCAACCGUCGGAAUACGUCGAGGAACAAACGAAAAUGAUCAUCGCUGCUGUCGAUUUUUAUUUCCUAGAAGACAUGAAUAAAAGAUACAAGAUUUCCUAUCCAUUUCGCCCGUAUUUUUUCAUAGCCACCACGAAUGGAUUUGAGCAUCAAGUUGCCGCGUUGAUAUGUAAAAAGUAUGGCAGCUUUAUACAAUCGGAAAUCGUCGAGAAAGAAGACUUGGAUUUGAAAAAUCACUUAUCGGGCUUAAAGAAGAAAUACAUCAAGUUGAGUUUUCCAUCAGUGAGAGAAUUGAUGAAAGUCAAAAGUGAUUUGAUGCCGGUAAUUCGAAAAAAUCGAGAUAGAAUCAAGCAUUCUACGGAGUUUACAACCCUACUUGCAAAACAUAUUGGUGGUGACAAGAGGGAUGUUGUCGAAGGAGAUCUACUCAACGAAAUCAAUGAUAUCCGAGAAUACGAUGUACCGUAUCACAUGCGAGUGGCCAUUGAUGAAAAGCUUUUCAUUGGGAAAUGGUAUACGACUCGGGGAUUGGGACCUCAAAGAAAGCCAACGAUUGCAGCUUAUUCCGGUGAAAAACUCCCCAAGAUGCCGGUGGUUUUCGCGUUCGAUAUUGAGACGACAAAACUGCCCUUGAAAUUUCCAGACUCUUCUUUUGAUGAAAUAAUGAUGAUCUCAUACAUGAUUAAUGGACGUGGAUAUUUGAUUGUCAAUCGCAUGAUUUGCUCAGCGGAUAUUGAGGAAUUCGAAUUCACUCCAAAGGAAGAGUAUAAAGGCAAGUUCAAGAUCUACAAUGAAGAAGACGAGAAGGCGCUGUUGAGAAGGUUUUUCGAUCACAUCUUGCAAGUUCGACCAUCAAUUAUCGUGACAUACAACGGAGAUUCAUUUGAUUGGCCGUUUGUGGAAACCCGUGCGGCUGUUCAUGGCUUCAAUAUGGAGAAAGAGAUUGGAUUUGCAAAAGAUUCGGCUAACGAAUAUAAAAGUCGAAAUUGCGCUCACAUGGAUGCUUUCAGAUGGGUGAAACGUGAUUCCUAUCUACCAGUUGGUAGUCAAAAUCUGAAAGCAGUAUGUAAAGCCAAAUUACGAUACGACCCGGUUGAGCUCGACCCGGAACUCAUGUGCAAAAUGGCUAUGGAGGAUCCACAGGUUCUUGCGAGUUAUUCAGUUUCUGAUGCUGUGGCCACGUACUACUUAUACCAAAAAUACGUACAUCCGUUUAUUUUCGCCUUGUGUACGAUCAUUCCGCUUGGCCCUGACGAUGUAUUGCGAAAAGGCUCUGGAACUUUGUGUGAAGCUCUAUUGAUGGUUGAAGCCUUCCAUGGAAAUAUCAUUUUCCCAAACAAGUUCACGGGUUCGGACGAAAUGCCAAUUUCUCAUGAUGGAAAACGAAUCGAGUCCGAGACUUAUGUUGGUGGUCAUGUGGAAGCGCUUGAAGCAGGGGUUUUUCGAGCCGACAUCCCGGUCCGCUUUCGAAUGAACCCCGAAAUGUUGGGAGAAUUGAAAAAUGAGUCUGGUGAUACAUUGGCCAAAGAAAUCAAGAGGGAAUUCGGAAUUGAAAGGAGUCAACUAACAAAUUUUGAUGAAGUGAUCGCUGAGGUGCACGGAAUGUUUGAUCAACUUUUGGAACAUCCUUCAAGAAGUGAGAAUCCACGAAUUUACCAUCUCGAUGUUGGCGCGAUGUAUCCGAAUAUCAUCUUGACAAAUCGAUUGCAGCCGUGUGCAAUGGUUGACGAGGAGACUUGCAUGGCGUGUGUCUACAACACAUCGAGUUCCGAAUGUAAACGAACAAUGCCUUGGAUGUGGAGAGGAGAAAUUAUUCCCGCCACCCGUGGUGAAUAUCAACAAAUUCUUCAACAACUCGAAGGCGAAACUUUUGGAAAACCACCGAAACCAUUCCAUCAACUUGACAAAAAGACAAGACAGGAAAUCGAAAAGAAACGAGUACAAGGGUACAGUAAGAAAGUUUACGGGCGGAAUCACGAGACUCGGCUGGAAAAACGCGAAACUUCGAUUUGUCAACGAGAAAAUCCAUUUUAUGUGAAUACAGUGUUGGCUUUCCGUGAUCGGAGAUACGAAUACAAAGAGUUGCUGAAGAAGGCAAAAACGCAACAGGAUGAAGCCGAAAAGAAUCACGACACAAAUGGGAUCAAAACCGGCAAAGCGCUUUGCGUACUCUACGAGUCGCUGCAACUUGCUCACAAAUGCAUUUUGAAUUCAUUUUACGGCUAUGUGAUGCGAAAAGGUUCACGAUGGUUCUCAAUGGAGAUGGCUGGUAUUGUGUGUCACACUGGCGCCAAUAUUAUCACUGAAGCGAGGAAAUUGGUUGAGAAAAUUGGAAAACCCCUCGAAUUGGACACUGAUGGAAUUUGGUGCUUGCUUCCGUUCAGUUUUCCGGAAAACUUCACUUUUAAGGUGACAGGCUGGAAAAAAGAUAAGAUCUCCAUUUCCUAUCCUGCUGCCAUGUUGAAUGCACUCGUUCAUCAGAAAUUCACAAACGAUCAAUAUCAUCGGCUUCAAGAUAAUGGAACUUAUGCCAUUUCUUCAGAGAACACGAUUUAUUUUGAGGUGGAUGGCCCAUAUCGUUGUAUGCUUCUUCCGGCUAGCAAAGAAGAGGGAAAGAAAUUGAAGAAAAGGUACGCUGUGUUCAACUUUGAUGGGUCGAUGGCUGAGCUGAAAGGAUUUGAAUUGAAACGUCGAGGAGAGCUCAACAUUAUCAAGUCAUUUCAGGAUGGAGUUUUUCGAUCUUUUCUCAAUGGAAAGGAUCUUGAAUCGUGUUACAAGAGUGUGGCUCGAGAUGCGGACAAAUGGCUGAAUAUUCUUUUUUCUGAAGGUGUUGAUAACACUGACCAAGAGCUCUUCGAUUUGAUUGCCGAGAAUCGUUCAAUGAGUCGCAAGCUGGAGGACUAUGGAGAACAAAAAUCGACCUCAAUCUCAACGGCGAAACGAUUGGCAGAGUUUCUGGGAAAUGACAUGGUUAAGGAUGCCGGCUUGGCCUGUCAGUUUAUCAUCUCGAAAUUUCCGAUUGGAGCACCUGUGACCGAACGAGCAAUUCCUUUAGCUAUUUUCCAGGCAGCUUCGUCUGCUCGUGGUACAUUCCUACGAAAGUGGACGAAAAAUCAGGAUAUGACUGGAGAAACUGAUCUGCGACUGCUACUUGAUUGGCCCUAUUAUAUUGAACGAUUUGGAAGUUGUGUUCAAAAGAUUAUCACCAUUCCGGCGGCACUUCAGGGAGUUGAAAAUCCGGUACCUCGAAUUUCACACCCAGAUUGGCUACGAAAUAAGAUCAAAAGCAAGGUUGACGAGACUCUACAGUGUAAACUUGGUGAUUUUGGCUUCACGUUGUCAAAAAGAAAAGCCACUGAGAUCAAUGCAAAUGGGAAACGCCUUUCAACUCAGCCGAAUGUGGAAGAUCUCACGUUGGAUUUAUGCAAGUUGACAGGAACACAAGAAGAGAAUAAAGAGAAUCAUCCAGCUGUGAAGAAAUCGAAACCCGAAGCUGAUACGAAUGGAGAACUCAAAAAGAAAACUCAGGCUAGAGAUGGUUUUGAUGCUUGGUUGGGCUUCUUAAAAAGAAAAUGGAAACAAGGACGAAAGGACCGAAAGCAGACGCAACAAAAGUCAACAGCAGUCGAGCAAAUGCUUGUGCUUUCGAAGCAACGGAUGCAUAAUAGAUUUUGGCAGGUCCUUGCUGUGGAAGAAACACGAGAGCCUGAUGUUUUCAAUGUCUGGGUUUCAAUUGAUGGACAAAUGAGCAAGCAUGGUGUUCGUGUUGAGCGGUCUUUCUAUGUGAAUCAACGAGAUAAACGGGAGAAAGGGGAAACAUCGAAAAAAGUGCUGCCACAUCGAAAAGAAUCGCUGUAUUUAUAUGAACAUCGGAUCGAAGAGGCUAGAUUUGAAGAGCUUUUGACGUCAAUCAACUCGGAGCUUUGUACAACAGCGGUGGAAGGAGUCUACGAAUCUCAGACCCCACUUCUCUUCCGACUCUUGAUUGAGAUGGGUUGUAUGUGUCGAGUGAAUGGACCGGCCGUGCAUACAAUUUGGCCACUCACCUCGCUCAAAAUGGUACCCCUAUCCGAAGCUGAAUAUCUACCACAAGGCUCAAUUCGAUCGAUCUUUCUCUACAAAUAUUCACAGGAUUCUCGUGCAAUCUGGGUGAUCUUUGAUGCGUCGACCUCCGAGGCUCACUUUGUGAUGGCCAAUAAAGGAGAUAUGCAGAUACCCAAUUUGGAGAAAGUUUACAGAGAACUACACCAAGCAAGUUGCGAAGAAUUUGGCAUUCGUACGAUGAAAGGAAUUCGCGAACAAUUGACUUUCCAUAUCAAGAAAGUGGCCUCAUUGAGAGAAGCUGAACGAGAAAUUGGAAAGAUUGUGAAGACGAUGAAGAGUGCGACGGCUCGACCCACAAUUCUUGUCACACAAGCAAAUGAAAGCCGCGAAUCUUUGAUUCGGAAUGUCCCCAAUCUUGGUCUUUUCCCACACGUACCGAUUCACCAAAAAGCCGAACCCUCAUCGCUUUUCUCGAGCAUCGACUGGCAACGAGUGACGGCGAAACGAGCAAUUCAACACUAUUUCUACAGUUUCAUCUAUCUAGAAGACUACGUUGAAUGGGCACGGUACAUGCAUAUCCCUUUGGGGAACAUUCCUCCAGAUACGGCUCAAUUUGCGAUCGACCUCUUCUUUGCUCGACACCUCACAAGAUCUGGACACAUUCUGUGGGCCUCUCCUAGUAGCCGACCCGAUCUCGGUGGAAAGGAGCUCGAUGAUACCCGAUUGGUGGUCGAUUGGCAGCCGCUAAAUGAAGAUCAAGCAAUCCUUUCCAAACCGGCAUUUUGUGGCAAUGUUUGUCUCGAACUCGAGUUGGGCGCCGUGGCGGUGACAGCGGUUGUUCAUCGAAGUCGUCUCUUUGAGGCAGAAGGAGCUGAUGACACGGUAGCUUUUGAUUCGACGGCGGCUCUUCCUUCCGAUGCUUUGGCUGGUGUACAAAGUGCUAUUUCCGCUUACGAUGAGGGUGCUGCUGUUGACGGAGCUUUUCGAAUUUUGAAAAUGAUGCUACAAGAGUGUAUCCGAGAUAUUGCCUUGCAUUCGAACAAACGCGCCGAUCAAGUUGUGUUGGCAUUGCACAGAUGGCUUCUUUUACCUUCUUCAUAUCUCUUUGACCCGGCCAUUGCUAGAUCAGUUUCGAUUCUCGAGAAAAAACUGUGUCUUCUUUUGGCGACAGAAAUUGAAAGACUCGGUGGUAUGGUUGUUCAUGCGAGUCCUUCAAAGAUUGUCUUUUGCACUGGAAAGCCCAACUUGGAUGCGGCUCGUUGCUUUACCGAACUUCUCAUCAAAACCCUCCAAAAGAACCCACUUUUUGGAUCGAUCCAUAUGCGAGUGGCAAACGAAUGGACAUCACUUUUGUGGAAAGACCAUUUCAAUUAUGCUGGCUUGUUUAUGGAUGAGACACCAAAAGAAGUUGAAGGAAUGGAAGAAGAGACUCCGCCACAAAACAAUCUCAUUCCAAAUUCACAAUGGCGUUUAUGCAAUCAACUGCCGGAAAUUGGAAAUAUUCAAGAGGAAUUCCAAAAGAUCAUCAUUGGAUAUUUGAUUCUUUGGUCGAAAGCUAUUACCGCAGAGGGGAACGAUCUCACAAACGAUGCCAAAGUUGAGAUACGAUCAAAGUUGCUGAUGGAUGAGGUUCUUCCGAGGAUGUUCCGUGUCGUGUCAAAGUUGUGCACUGAACAUGGGGAUGCGGGAAAAGAGGCUUCGAAUUUCUUGAUUACAAGCGUUUGCACGGCUCUCGGCUGUGAUAGCGAUUGCGACGAGGCGAUCGAUUCGAUGAGUUCUCAAUUGAAGAGGCUGCUCGACGCACCUUUGGUUGAGCUCAAAGUUCACAGUCUUUACAUUCGUUCGCUCUUUUGCACCCAUUGCAAUGUGAGUGUGGAUGUGGAUUUGUGCGAGGAGAGUGCGUGGACUUGUUCCAGUUGUGAAAAGAGGCACGAUCUUGAUGCAAUCGAUGGCCUUAUUGCUGAACGCUUGAACUCUCUGCUGACCGCUUAUUUGGUACAGGAUCACGUGUGUAUGAAAUGCAAAUCGGUGCGGCGAGAUAUCUUGUCGGAAUAUUGUGAGUGCACGGGAACAUACGCGAAUUGCUUGCAACGGGACGAGCUCAUUGGGAACGCGGAGAUAACUCUACUGAUUGGUGACUCUCAUGCGAUCCCCCAAACGCAAGCAAUCGCUCAAUGGAUUGUUGCAACGGUC